Messenger RNA from Andrographis paniculata, 1059 nucleotides. RefSeq lists its product as uncharacterized. The transcript has 7 exons. Lineage: Eukaryota; Viridiplantae; Streptophyta; Magnoliopsida; Lamiales; Acanthaceae. Bases 1 to 1059 code for a protein of 352 amino acids. The record is from RefSeq and is a predicted model, not a curated record.
AUGCGAGAUGUGGUAAAAUCAAAAGGGGUUGUUGUUGCCGUUUCGGCGAAACCUUUCGAGGGAGACGAUGGCAAGCUGUUGCUUAGUCUCAAAGAGUUCAACAAAGAAGUUCGCCAAAACAGUAACCAAGAUGAGGGAAAUUUUCUUAAGGAGUUUGAGGAUGUUUUUCCGGAUGAUAUGCCACCUGGUUUACCACCAUUGCCAGCUUAUAGGUGUAAUCCAAAAGAAAGUGAGGAAAUUCGGAGACAAGCCCAAGAGCUUCUUGAUAAGGGAUGGCUUCGAGAAUCUUUAUCUCCUUGUUCUGUACCUGUUUUACUUGUCCCUAAAAAGGAUAACUCAUGGCGUAUGUGUGUUAAUUGUAGGGCCGUCAAUGGAAUUACUGUGAAAUACCGACAUCCAAUCCCUCGAUUGGAUGAUAUGAUUGACGAGUUGCAUGGAGCAUGGUUGUUUACAAAGUUUGACUUAAAGAGUGGAUACCAUCAGAUUCGUAUGCAACCUAAAGAUGAGUGGAAAACAGCUUUUAAAACUAAGUUUGGGUUGUACGAGUGGCUAGUCAUGCCAUUCGGUGUGAUAGCAGCCCCAUUAACCUCCCGUUUAGAGAAGAAUGUUCCAUUCAAGUGGGAGGCAAGUCAAGAAACAUCCUUUGAGAAGCUUUGGGAUAAUUUGACACAUGCUCCGGUUUUGGCACUACCCGAUUUGAACGAGCUUUUGAAGUCCAAUGUGGAGUUGUAUAAACAAGGGAAAGAGAAUGUAGUUGUUGAUGCACUCUCUCGGAGGAAGUGUGAGAAGCAUGGUUUUGAUGAUUACUGUAAGCAUGAUGGCUAUUUGUUUCAUGGUGAUAAAUUGUGCAUUCCUAGAUGUAGCAUUAGAGAUGUUUUGAUUGAGGAGAGUCAUGGUAGUCAUAUGCUUGGACAUUUUGGUAGACAUGCUAUAUUUGAUGUUUUUAGCGUUCACUUUUACUGGCCUCAAAUGCCUAAACAUGUUGAUUCUUUUGGUGAUAAGUGUCUUGCAUAUAGAGUGGCGAAGAGUACUUUGAAGCCCUAUGGCACCGCAUACUAA